This is a messenger RNA of Populus trichocarpa (black cottonwood), 726 nucleotides long. RefSeq names its product probable prefoldin subunit 4. Lineage: Eukaryota; Viridiplantae; Streptophyta; Magnoliopsida; Malpighiales; Salicaceae. Gene Ontology annotation, biological process: protein folding. The transcript has 3 exons. Gene Ontology annotation, cellular component: prefoldin complex; cytoplasm. The record is from RefSeq and is a predicted model, not a curated record. The coding region runs from base 138 to 518 and encodes 126 amino acids.
GAUAGACAAUCUUUAAUGCUGGAAACUCUUCAGCGUGUUGUUUGCAGUUGCUGAGAGAUUGAAGUGAGCGCAUCAAACCUUGGUCGGUCGGUCUGUCUGUCUGUCUGUCUACUUGGAAGCUUUCUCAAAAUCAAAACAUGCAGCAGGGUGGUGGAUCUGACAAGGAGGUGACUUGGGAGGAUCAGCAGAACAUCAACAAUUUUGGCAGAUUAAACAACAGAUUGCACGAGCUUGAAGACGAAAUUAAGAUUGCCAAGGAAACCAAUGAUAAUCUAGAGGAUGCAAGCAACGAGUUAAUUCUUACUGACGAGGAGGUGGUUCGGUUCCAAAUUGGAGAAGUCUUUGCUCAUGUUCCAAGGGAUGAGGUUGAGACCAGGAUAGAGCAGAUGAAAGAGGUGACUAGUAAGAACAUGGAAAAACUUGAUGAAGAGAAAGAGUUCGUGGUUGCACAGAUGGCUAAGUUAAAGAAGAUUUUGUAUGGAAAGUUUGGGGACUCCAUUAACUUAGAGGAGAAUUAGUGAGGUAGGUUUUUGUUUUAUUCCACAGAAGCUGUCUUGCUGAUAUGUUAUUCAUGGAAGGAGUCUCUUGUUUAUCGUUGAAAUAUCAGGGAAUCGACUUCUUCAAAUGGUAAUUGGAUAUUUUAGAUUGUUGUCCAAGCUUCAUGAAUAUAGAUGGUGUAUGUUUCUUACUCUCAGUUGUAUCUGCUAUGAAGUUCAAAUUUUGAUA